Molecule: messenger RNA, 1765 nt
Organism: Eutrema salsugineum
Lineage: Eukaryota; Viridiplantae; Streptophyta; Magnoliopsida; Brassicales; Brassicaceae
Exons: 3
Coding region: 547-1494 (315 amino acids)
Source: RefSeq, a predicted model, not a curated record
AUCCUCUUCCUCUUCGUCGUCACAGAUCACUAAGGAGUUUUUUGUUUUUUCCGUUUUCGAAUUCAGUUUCCUUUCUUCUGGCGUUUUUUUGUUUCCUCUAUCUUCUAUCUCCGGCAAUAAUCUCGUCUCGUUGUAAUGAUUUCAAAGCUCAAAAGCAUAAAGCCUGACGUUCUCUCGUCGUCGCGUAUCUCGGAAACUUUAAUAUCCGUAUCUAAAGAGUUAAAAUAAAGCAAUCUUCUUUCUUUUUUUUUUUUCCCGAAGUUGGCCCAAGUUUGAAGUUAUUCCAUACUUUAUCUUGAAACUUAGAUCAUACUUUUGACAAAUAUUUGAGAUCGGUUUUAGGAUUUUCUCGUUUAUUUGGGUAUAAUUCUGCUCAGAUUGCGUUUCUUCCUUAUCAGUUUCUUUUUUUUUUUUGAUCUGGAAGCGAAGAACAAUCAUAAAAAUUAGAUCUUGGACUAAUAUCAUGUUUCAUUGAUCUGAAAUUUCUGUAUAAAGUGGGAUUUUUUUUUUCCUUUUUCGGUGUUCUGGUUUUUGAGUGAUAUCGCAAUGCCGUUUAAUACGAGAAUCCAACCGAUCGACUCCGAUUUAUCGGAAGAGCUACCUUUCCCGGAGCCGAUGAAGCAAAUGCCAAAAUCGCGGCUGAAGCGUCUCUUUGAGCGUCAGUUCACUAUGAAGAACGCAUCGGAGAAAUUUACCGUCGGCGAUUUUCAGGCGCCGCUUUCAAGAGGCAAUUCGGGAGAUUUCGAGCCGAGCUCGGUCUGUUUGACGAAGAUGGUUUUAAACUUCAUCGAGGAUAACAACGGCGAGAAACAGCGGUGUGGUCGUAGCCGAUGCAGCAACUGCUUUACCGGGAGUGGCACGGAGAGCUCCGACGAAGAACCUGAAUGGUCCGAUGGUCUGAAAUGUUCUUCCAGUGAAGCUUGCGAAAUUCUCAAGAGUUUGGUCCUUUGUACGAGCGUCUGUGAGAAGAAUUUAAUGGCCGAUGUGACCAAGAUUGUGGAAACUAGUAAGAAUUGUAAGCGUAAAGACGAAUCUUGCUUGAAAACUGUGGCCAAUGGGUUGGUGAGCUUAGGAUAUGAUGCGGCUCUGUGCAGAUCUCGCUGGGAGAAAUCACCUUCUUGUCCUGCUGGGGAAUACGAGUAUGUGGACGUGAUGAUCGAAGGUGAAAGACUGUUGAUUGACAUUGAUUUCAAGUCGAAAUUCGAGAUUGCUCGUGCAACAAAGACCUACAAGUCGAUUCUGCAAACUCUGCCUUACAUCUUUGUGGGCAAAGCGGAUCGGUUGCAGAGGAUCAUCAUGCUUAUAUCUAAAGCCGGAAAGCAGAGCCUAAAGAAGAAAGGACUUCAUGUGCCGCCUUGGAGGAGAGUUGAGUAUGUUAAAUCAAAGUGGCUCUCUCCUUAUGUUCGUGCAGAUCAAAAGUCAGAUGAAGAAGACAAGCAGGAACCAGUAGAUAUGUUAGCUAAAUCGGUUGGUUCCAUAGUCUUCGGUGUUUGAAGUUUGUGUGAAGCUCUAUAUACAUAUAUUAUAUAUGACAUAAGCCUCUAGAGAUGUCUGAGAUAGAGGAGUAAUCGAGUCCCUUAUAGUUUUUGAUGUAAGGGUAUGAAUCGAUGAAGAUCAUACACUCAUAGUGUGUCUCCCCUUAUCUUUCUUUUUUUCUGGUGUAAGGGAGAGUGUGAUCCGACUCUGUGACUCUGUCGUUUCUUUGUGAGAUUAUUAUUAUUAUUAUUGUGCUUGAGACAUUCAUAAUCAUUUGAGAAGAAAAAAA